GAACUGGAUCCAGAAAAAAAUUGUGAAGAAGCUUCUACAGCAGGACACACUGAUAACACACGUCUGAAAGAGAUACUGGAGCUUAAGAGAAUGGAUAAAACUGCUUUGAUUUCCAUGUUCAUUACUUUUGUUGCAUCAAAUGAUGUGUUGAAGUAUGAACCUCAUACAGCUGGUAACCUUGAAAAUGGUCGUGUCACAUCUUCAUGGAAUAAACCCAAGUUUUGUAAUGGUCUAGACUGCCCAGAGUAUAAGACAGUCAAAACUACAAAGGAUUAUGAAGAGAGAAUCUACAGUGAAUCAAGAUGGGUUUCGACUAACCUCACAGGCAUAGACUACAAGGUAGCUCAGUAUCAAAUGUUCAUGAAGCUGUUCAAGUACAUUGGAGGAAACAAUGAAGGAGGAAAGAAAAUUGACAUGACAUGCCCAGUGACAGAUCGAAUCAUCCCAGCCCAGGGUCCUGCCUGCAAGUCGAAUUUCAUCAUGUCCUUUUACAUUGCUCCAAAAGUUACAACAGCUCCACUACCAAAAGACAAGACUGUCUAUCUGGAGACGAAAUCAGACCUUCAUGUCUAUGUGAGACAAUUUGGCGGAUUCACAGACGACUUUGAGGCCUGGCGCAAACAUGCUGAAGAACUGGGAAUUGCCCUCAGAAAUGAUGGUCUUGCAUAUGAAGAGGCUUACUACUUCACAGCUGGUUACGAUGCCCCAUUCAAACUAUUCAACAGACACAACGAAAUUUGGUUUCUGAAGAAAUAAAGAUGUAAACCAGUCUGAUAUUGUACAGGAAGUGACAUUUUCAGAAAUAUAAGGACACCAGUCUGAUAUAAUGGACCAAUAAUUAUACUUAGCAUUUUGUGGAUCUGCUAACAGCAAGAUAUUUUCAACCUUUAGCCUGCUGGUGGCAAGUGAUAUUGCCUUUGCCAAUGUGCAGGCUGAUCUUGGUCUGCACUGGUUGCUAUUCAGUCAGUAAAUUUUCAGUGAACACCCCUUUGAAUAAUAAGUAGUGCCGCCCAAAUUGAAUGAUGGACCAGUUCAUUUUAGAAAUUUAGCAGGAUAAAGGUUAAUUGUUUCAGAAUUAUUUAUCUUUGAAAUGUUAUAACAAAUGUAAUGAAUCUCUGUGAAAAAGUCUUUCAUGUAAUAAAUACUACUUUUAGACAAAGGCAAUUGCUCUGUGACAAAACGGUUGAAGAAUUACAGCUGUAUUUAGAUCUAGUUGUGUUUAUUUUUAUUCUCUAAGAUAGAUAAUAUGUUUGUUGCAGCAAUCAAAUUUUUUUUUGAUGAUUAUAGCUCUGCAUAAAUGAUGAGAAAUUAAAAUAGUCAAGGUAAAAAAUUGAAUAGUGCCAUUUUUUUAACAUGGAAAGACAUGUGUUUGAACUUAGAUGGCAUUGAAUGUAAUUUUAGUAUGCAUUUAAAGACACAUUGAAGUAAUAAUAUUCUUGUGAUUAAAGAUCUGAAUUGUUAAACAGGAGAUCUGACAAUUGAUUCAUAACUUUAUUAGAAGUGAGAUAUUUCUCAUUUCAUUCAAAAAGUUGUAUAUGCAUCGGGAGUUUCAGAGGCCUUAUAGAAAAAAAAUGAAGGUACAUCAGCAGUUUUUGAUAUUGACACUUGUUGUAUUGUGAUAGUGAUUACAUUAGUCAGUGAAAUAGCUAGGUAAACAAACAUAAUAAAUUAUUAACAAAAUUUGUCAUACAUAUCAACAUGAAACAAAAAGAUGGUAGGUCUCACACAAAGGUGCUCUUUAAACAACAGAUUUGUGUGGGUUUUUCAUCAAGAAACUCAUACUGAAAAUUAUCAUUUUCAUUUUAGCUAUGUUGAUAUAUCAUGUUCUUUGCAUCCAUUUGGAAUUGUUGCAAUAGCUAUGUUAUAAGAUGAUGUUAUAGAUGAUGCACUUUUAUUUUGUGUCAUUGGUUAUUUAUGUAUGCUUUUUUCCUCCAUUUGUAAAACUGCCAAGAUAUUAUAUAGUAAAACAUGCAAAUUUUAUCAUAAAAGAAACACACAUUAAUUUCUUGUUAAUGAUAAAUUUUGAAAAAGCAAGUAGAAACAUUUAUUUGUUCAAUAAAUUUAGUGCUUGAAUGUACAAUCUGUAUUUUCCUACAUUACUAGUUUUAUUGGUUAUUUACUUCAUAUAAUUAUAAAAGCCACUCGCUCAUAGUUGGGGUGAAAUUUUUCAUCAUGUUCAUUACCACAAAGUAGGUUGGAAGAUUGUUUAUCAAGCAGCAGUUUUGUAGAACACUCUUAUAUUAUACAAUAUAUUAGAAUUUCAUAAAGCAUUGUUAAGUGAAUGUUUUACAGUUUAACUGCCGGGGGUUACAGAGAAAUAUUAGAGUUCUUGUUUGAAAAGAUAUCUGGCUUACUCAGCUUUUGAAAAAAAGCCUUACUACACAAUGAGAUUGUUUAUUUUCUUUUUUGAUCAUUAGUAAACUGUGAUAUUGUUGUGAAAAAAAUGUGAACGAGAUUGCACAAUUUUCCUUUCAUUGAGUUUACACAUUUAUCAUCCAGAUCGUCACAGUGUAUAACAGUCACAAAUAUAUUAUUUGCAACUUAAGGAUUGUUUAAAUUACAUUUGAAACCCAUUUAUUUUUCAAUCCAGAGCUGCAAUAUUUUACAAUAUAAACUGAACUUGCAGAUUGUAUGUUUGACUUACAAAUCAUUUUUAUGUGCUUUCUUGUAAUUUUAUAUUUUUGCGAAUAAAUGUUUAUUUUCAAGAA
Mercenaria mercenaria is the source of this 2708-nucleotide messenger RNA. Its product is annotated as heme-binding protein 2-like. The coding region runs from base 91 to 756 and encodes 221 amino acids. The record is from RefSeq and is a predicted model, not a curated record. The transcript is spliced from 6 exons. Lineage: Eukaryota; Metazoa; Mollusca; Bivalvia; Venerida; Veneridae.